Messenger RNA from Colletotrichum gloeosporioides, 768 nucleotides. RefSeq lists its product as uncharacterized. The record is from RefSeq and is a predicted model, not a curated record. The coding region runs from base 1 to 768 and encodes 255 amino acids. NCBI's taxonomy places the organism in Eukaryota, Fungi, Ascomycota, Sordariomycetes, Glomerellales, Glomerellaceae. The transcript has a single exon.
AUGGUUCAUCGUGUCUACCUGGUCCUCUGCAUCUGCCUCUCCAUGCUCUUGUUUGCAUCGGCUGCGAAAAUGCCCGAUUAUGGCGUCUGGAAGGGGACAGCGACAUUCUUUUCUGCCCCUCAGAGCCCUUCAGAACGAACGGCACUUUUGACCAUCCGAGAUGGCAAGACCUACCACACAAGCCCCGCCCCUACGCCCCCGCCAAACAUUGAUAUACUCACAACUCUCAGUAUGGAAGCACCAGACGUUCACGACACUCGCAUCGUGUAUUGGAUAGAUCGCAACUUUACAGCCUCUCUUGUGUCAGACAGCUUCAUGUUGGCGAAUCUGAAGCCCGGAUACCACGAGAUUCCAUCAUCCGAGCGAGAUCCUCACCAUGUCCCAGGACUUGACAUGGUGGCAGACGGACAUAUUCACAUGAUAAAGGGAACAUUCAGCACACACAACGUUCCAGGACAUGUUCAGGAUACUGCCGACAUGAUGAUGUCCUUUUUUGACCCGGCAGUUGAGGCGCAGGCGGAUGUUUGGGUCUGGGGCCAACGAGGAGAACACGGACAAGGACUUGUCAUGCAUCAUGUCCAAAUGAAUCAAGGGCAUUCGGGGAUGCUCGCCGAAGAGAAUGGACGAAAUCAAGACGGCGGUGUUAUAGUCAGAUACUACGACCACUGGGAGGCGCUGUUCAUUGCGUUCCCCCAGCAGGCAGCCAUCACGGAUGAAGCGGGAGAGCCAGUCGGCGAUGUCCUGGCUAAUAUCGCUGGUCGAGGGUAG